Messenger RNA from Alexandromys fortis (reed vole), 1909 nucleotides. RefSeq names its product olfactory receptor 1013-like. Gene Ontology annotation, molecular function: odorant binding; olfactory receptor activity; G protein-coupled receptor activity. Gene Ontology annotation, biological process: G protein-coupled receptor signaling pathway; sensory perception of smell. The coding region runs from base 970 to 1905 and encodes 311 amino acids. The record is from RefSeq and is a predicted model, not a curated record. The transcript has a single exon. NCBI's taxonomy places the organism in Eukaryota, Metazoa, Chordata, Mammalia, Rodentia, Cricetidae. Gene Ontology annotation, cellular component: membrane.
ACUACCUCUUGUGGAAUGGGCCUCAGGUUAAAUCAGACAUUGGUUGGCCAUUACCACAAGUAUUAUGCCACCAUUGCCCCCUAGAACAUCUAGCAAGAAUGACAGAUUGUAGGUGAAGGUUUUUUUUUGACUGGGUUGGUGUCCAUGUUUCUCUUUCCAUAGCCUGUAGAGGACCUUCUCAUGCCAGAAGACUAAAAUGUAGAGGUGCAAGGUUCUUAUCAAAAAAACAUUUACUUUAUUUUAAAUAGUCUUUAAUUUACUUUUGUCCUGCCCUAAUUCAGUCUAAUAAAUGGUUAUCCAAUAAACUGUCUACCACUCUGUCGGAAUCAACCCUAGUUCCUUGGGAUAGACAAGCCUCAGACAUUAUGCAUUCUGGAGUACACAAUUAGAUCAUUAUGCACCAUAUAUGCAAGUGCCUGUGUGUGUUUAUAGUAUCCAUGAAAAAUAGUUAAUAAACUUAAUGCAGAAAUGUGAAUAAAGCCAUUUAAAAGUAUUUUAUUUUUGCCUUUCAACAAUUAAAGAAAAAUAUAGUAUCAUUAUUUCCAGAUAUCACCAUCAAUUCUUUAAUGUCUGAAGUCAUCUAUGGAGUCCUUUACUUUCUUCAUAAAAUUGAACUAUCAAUGUCUUAUGAUGUCCAAAGUAAAGAAUAAAAGAUUUGAAAUAAUAAAGAUGGUAUACAAAUUCAUAAAGAUGGAGAUAUUAGUUUGGAAAUGUAAGUGACAUGAACUAUUACAUAUUUAGUAACUGACUUCUGUGGGCAAUGUGGGGCUAAUUUGCAGUUCUUAGUUGUGGUACCCAAUUCACUACACAUACAUCUCAUAAUGACUAACAUUUAUAAACCAAAAAAAACCCAAAAAAAGUGGUUUUACUUUCCAGUUUGUAGAAUUAUAAAUAAUAGAGAAAAUACUUAGUGACAUUUUAAGCCAUAAUUUAAUCUUUUCACAGAAAGUACUGUAAAUCCCCAACAUCAUGGAUGAGAAAAAUGUUACUGAGGUGAAGGAAUUCAUCCUUUUAGGAUUCACGGGGGACUUAAAGUUACAGCGGGUACUCUUUUUCAUCUUCCUCGUCAUUUACGUCAUCAGUCUCCUAGGGAAUAUCACCCUGAUUUCUCUCAUCUGUGGUGAUUCUCAACUCCACACACCCAUGUAUUUCUUCAUAGGAAACCUGUCAUUCUUGGAUCUCUGGUAUUCUUCUGUCUAUGCCCCCAAAAUCCUGAUAACAUGCAUCUCUGAAGACAAAAGCAUCUCCUUUGCUGGAUGCCUGGCUCAGUUCUUCUUCUCUGCUGGGUUGGCCUACAGUGAGUGUUACCUACUAGCUGCCAUGGCUUACGAUCGCUACGUGGCCAUCUCCAACCCUUUACUUUACUCCCAGGCUAUGUCCCCAAGGUUAUGUGUCAGUCUUGUUGCAGCUUCUUACCUUGGUGGCUUUGUAAACUCCACCAUUAUCACCAGCGAGACAUUCACCCUGAACUUCUGUGGAGACAAUAUCAUUGACGACUUCUUCUGUGAUCUGCCGCCUCUCGUGAAGUUGGCGUGUGAUGUGAAGGAGAGCUACCAGGCUGUGCUGUAUUUCAUAUUGGCCUCUAAUGUCAUCACUCCCACGUUGCUUAUUUUGGCCUCCUACCUCUUCAUCAUCGCAGCCAUCCUGAAGAUCCGCACCACCCAGGGCCGUCUCAAGGCCUUCUCCACGUGUGGUUCUCACCUGACAGCUGUCACCUUGUACUAUGGUUCAAUUCUCUUCAUCUACUCCCGGCCGAGCACGAGUUAUGCCCUGGAAAGGGACAAAGUGGUGUCAGUGUUCUAUACGGUAGUGAUCCCAAUGCUGAACCCCUUGAUCUACAGUUUAAGAAACAAAGAUGUCAAGGAUGCCUUGAGGAAAAUGUUAGAUACAGCCAAGUUUUCAUGAAGGA